AUGAGAGGUACCACGCGAGUCUCAGUCAUGCUCCUCCUCGUGACUGUGUCUGACUGUGCCGUGAUCACAGGGGUCCGCGAGCGGGACGUCCAGUGUGGGGCGGGCACCUGCUGCGUAGUCACCCUGUGACUGUGUGGGCUGCAGACGUGCACCCUGCUGAGGUGGGAAGGAGAGGAGUGCUACCCCUGAGGCCACAGGGUCCCUUUCUUCAGAAAACGCCAGCACCACACCUGCCCCUGCCUGCCCAGCCUGCUGUGCUCCAGAGGCCUGGGUGACAGGUACUGCUGCUCCACCAACUUGAAGAACAUCGACUUUUAG
This is a messenger RNA of Mesoplodon densirostris (Blainville's beaked whale), 318 nucleotides long. RefSeq names its product prokineticin 1 (gene PROK1). The transcript is spliced from 3 exons. NCBI's taxonomy places the organism in Eukaryota, Metazoa, Chordata, Mammalia, Artiodactyla, Ziphiidae. The record is from RefSeq and is a predicted model, not a curated record.